CCCGCCACCACGCGCCCGAGCUCCCUACCCGUCUGAAUCCACUCCGUGCUCUCCGCCGUCCACGACACCGUCGCGGGGGCGGCGGCCGCCUCUGCCCGUCGCGGCGAGCCGGCGACGCCCCAAGACAGCGCCCCUGCCCCACUCGUGCUCCGCCUGCUGCCCAGGAGCCCAUCCUCUUCUGCUCUGUCAACACCAAACGCAGCACUGGUACAGCCCUUCCCAUGUUGCUCUGGUCGGAUUAGUAUUUUUCGUAGCAGAUUUUUGUAACGACGUGCCGUGCAGCAAGUUUAGAAUGUUGCUGAAAUUAAGCUGAAAUGCUGCUAAAAUUCUGUGAAAAUGCUGCUGUAGAAAUGCUACUGAAUUGCUGAAACUGCUGUCGUGUGAAGAGUUUUGACUACUGGCAAGACGGCAACGGGUCGACCGGCGGUACAGGUUGUCGGUGGACGCAGUUGCGACGCGCAGCACCGGCGCCCGCCUCUUUCCCCACUCACCCAGGAUCCUGACAACCGAGCGCUGAUGUGAUGGACAACCUUCAUAGUGAUCCAUAUACAAGUAGCAACUUGCAGCUAGAGUUUAUGGACGCGUCCACGUCUUUCGAGAACAACAAUGCAGUUCUGGUUAAGCAUGAGGUGCCCAACCCUGGAGUCGGCAUGACUUUUGAGACAGUUGAUUUGGCAUACAAGUUUUACUUAGAGUAUGGGUACCGUGCAGGCUUUGGUGUCUCAAAGAGGACUUCCCAUAGCGUUGAUGGGGUCAAAUAUCGCGCAACGUUUGUUUGCUACAAAGGUGGCAUCGCUAGGAUUAAGCCUGGUCUCAAAGCCCGAAGGAGGCUUGUCGCGAAGACUGGUUGCAAAGCAAUGAUGGUUGUGAAGUAUAACACGAGUGAGAAUCACUGGGAAGUCGUGUUUGUUGAACUGGAGCAUAACCACCCAUGUAAUCCUGAAAUGGUCAGAUUUAUGAUGUGCUUUAAAGAUCUCCCUGACUGGCAAAGGGAGCACCGCCCGUUCAAUGCUAAGACGAGAUUGAACCCGAAGAUUCAUUCUGGCAGAGGCAGACCACCGAAUCAAAAUAAAGAUUUCAUGGCGAAGUCUUUUUCGCAGUCAAAUUAUUCAAUUGAAGCAGCUGGCAAAUGUGGGAAGCUGAGCUUUGCAGAGGGUGAUGUUGAGGCACUCUUAGUCUUUUUUGAUAAGAUGCAAGCUCAAAAUUCCAAUUUUUUCUACAACUGGGACAUGGACGAGGAAGGCCGGCUCAAGAAUGUCUGCUGGGUCGAUGCAAGGUCAAUAGCUGCAUAUCAGCAUUUCUGUGAUGUUGUUUGCUUUGAUACUGUUUAUUUGACAUACCAGUUUGUCAUUCCGUUGGUCGCUUUUCUUGGAAUUAACCAUCACGGGCAGUUUGUGUUGUUAGGGUGUGGGUUACUUGGAGAUGAGUCCCCAGAGACUUUUGCAUGGUUAUUCAAGAAAUGGCUAAAAUGUAUGAAUGAUAAAGCACCUGAGGCAAUUAUUACCACUCAUUCAAGGCCAGUAGUCAAAGCAGUCAAUGAGGUAUUUCUAAAUACUCGUCACAGAUACAACAUGUGGCAUAUAAUGAAAGAGCUUCCUGAAAUGUCUGGAAGAGUGGAGGAUAAGGAGGCAAUUAGCCUGAGAAUGAAAAAGGUAGUCUAUGAUACCAUUACGUCAGCUGAUUUUGAGAGGGAAUGGGUUGAGAUGGUCCAUCAGUACAACCUUCAUGAUAAUCGUUGGCUCACGACCUUGUUUGAAGAAAGGACAAAAUGGGUGCCAGCAUAUGUGAAGGAUACUUUCUGGGCUGGUAUUUCUACUGUUCGGCGCAGUGAACGGUUGGAGGCCUUUUUUGAUGGAUAUAUUACACCAAAGACCACAAUAAAGACAUUUAUUGAACAAUUUGAUACUGCUAUGAAGCUUAGGUCUGAUAGAGAAGCCUAUGAUGAUUUUCGUUCAUUUCAGCAAAGGCCACAAGCCCUUUCUGGUCUGUUGUUUGAGGAGCAAUUUGCAAAUGCUUACACGAUAAAUAUGUUUCAGAAGUUUCAGGAUCAGUUAAAGCAGCUGAUGAAUGUGAAUUGCACUGAACUCAGUAGGAAUGGAACGAUAGUGACUUACACUGUGACUGUCAUUGGGAAGGAGAGGAAGUUUGACUAUAGAGUGAUGUAUAACAGUGCCGAGAAGGAAGUGUGGUGUAUCUGCAGAUCAUUCCAGUUUAAAGGUAUUUUGUGUAGCCAUGCUCUUGCUGUCUUGAAGCAAGAGCUUGUGAUGCUAAUACCUUCCAAAUACAUCCUUGACCGGUGGAGGAAGGACUAUAAAUGCCCCGAUGAAUCUAAGGGAGCUCCCAUCUCACCAAAAGCGGGAAAGGGCACAAAACCGGAAAAUUUCCGCGAAGAUAAAGUAGACGACCUCUACAAUCAUGGCCACCAGUACUUUGCUGACAUCGUUGAAAUGGGAGCAACUGACCCUGACUCGAUGGAGUAUGUUCUGUCUGUGAUGAAAGAAGCUAAAGAGAAGGUACGCAAGUUUGAGGAAUCGCGAAAAGAGAAAAGGCCUGUAGAAAGUCCAGUUUCUGCUGGAAAGACAGAUGGUAAGUCUUUGAAGCCAACUGAUGAAGGCGUGGGAGGUGGCACAUCAGUUUCAACACCUGCCGGUACAGCAGCGGCCAUGCCGUCAUCUACACCAAUGUCAGGGCCGCCAACAAUGAUGGCUGUGACAUCCACUCCGGCAGCUGUGCCCCCAGGAAUGUUCUUAGUACCGAUGCACUCUCAUAUGGUUUUUCCACCCUUCACCCCUGGAGUACCAACAGCAGUACCACAUACACCGCCACCUCCAGCACCAACAACCAAUGAGAUGAGCGCUGCUUCCAACUCCUCGAAGAAGAGAAAGAAAAGGAAGGGCAACAAUUGAUCUUCUAACAGUUCCAAAGCUUAGAAAGAGUUGGUCCUCACAAGCAUCUGCCACUGAUUUGUCAUCAUCUUCUGCGACAGGAUGAGCGACCCUUUGGAAUGCCUUCUGUAAAUUAUCGCCCUUGGUUUGGAACUGCUGAUCUUAACUAGUUCAGCUUUGGGGUGCCCACUGUACAUUAUCACCUUUAGUUUGGACGUAAUAUUAUAUAUGUAGACGUAGUGCAGCCUCUGAUUCUCUGGAAUUGUCGAUUAUGACUAGAGCAGGAUAGUUUCUUCUUAGAGGAAAGUAAUAUGUUCCACCUGUACAUAAACUCACCAUCUGUUUGCCGUUGUGUUAUGGUACUGGGCAGUGGGCACUGAAGCUUGCUCGUGCAUAGGCAGCACAGCAAUGAUAUGGCCUGCGAGUCUGCUGCUGCAUGUGUUGUUUUGUAGCAGGAACAUAUAAUUCAGAUAGCUUUAAUCCAGUUUUGUGCUGAUUGGCUCCCACGUUGGCUGGCACAAAGGACAUGAAGCAAAGGGCGUGGGCCUUUCUACUGGAGUAAAAAAAAUGAAGGCAUAGCAUAGAUCAGGACAGAUGCAAUUCUGAUGUAUUUAAUCCAGAACGUGAAUAUUGGUGCGUAUGGCCAGAUGUGUUUACAGAAAGCUUUAUUCAGGAUUGUUGGUGGCA
Brachypodium distachyon (stiff brome) is the source of this 3572-nucleotide messenger RNA. Its product is annotated as protein FAR1-RELATED SEQUENCE 6. Gene Ontology annotation, biological process: regulation of DNA-templated transcription. Bases 522 to 2906 code for a protein of 794 amino acids. The record is from RefSeq and is a predicted model, not a curated record. The transcript is spliced from 4 exons. NCBI's taxonomy places the organism in Eukaryota, Viridiplantae, Streptophyta, Magnoliopsida, Poales, Poaceae. Gene Ontology annotation, molecular function: zinc ion binding.